UCACAUGCUUUACGCACGGUGCAGGUUAGUUAGGGUUUCUUUAAUACUGGAUUCUUUUUUACCACAAAUGUAAUAUUGCAUUGUUGAGCAAAUGAAAUCAUGUAUGCAUGAAAUCUGGCAGAAUAUUUAAUACCUUUGCACAUCACACACCACCACAGGUACAACUUGUCCAGUGACGUAUUAAAGGUAUAUAUGUACAUUAUUGAGGAUGAGUCUGCCUACCUGGCGUAAUAAAUAAAAAAAGGUACACAGUAAAGUAGUCUUUAGACAAUCUCUGAGAAAACAGGUGGUUUGCUGGGGUAGGAAAAAAUAGUUAUAAAAAACUGUCAAUUUUGUUACGUGCUGAGAUUUGCUAAGACAUAAGUUGGUUCUGCAAAUAGACACAAAGUGUAAAAAUUUUGUGUAUAAUACAGAUGCAUUUGUAAUAAUGAUCAUUCUGAUCCUUCCCCUUAAAAUAUUAGAUACGUAUUGCCAUUUUUUUCUGCAAUCCGUUUAAUAUUCAAUCCUCGCAUAAUUAAUUCAAUCAUGUUAUUCUUCUGCUAACCCAACCACUAUUCUGCAUGCAACAAGUAGACUCAACGUCGUUUCGUAGUCAUCCAUCGUCAUUCUGUAACGGGAUCCACUUUGGAAUUCCAUUCUAUUGACGACCGUGAAAGCUGUCGUAUCUCAAAUGCAGUGAAAAAAAUAAACAUUUCGACAUCUUGGGACGAUUUAAACCAUUAUUUUUAAAGGGAAUUUGCGGUUAACACGUAAGAAUGCUGCCGACAAUAUUAACUCCUCCGUGUAGUGGGCAUGAUUACAGAAAAAGUGCAGUAUCUACAUAAGUCUUAAGCUUAUCGUAAAAAAUUUCUCAUUUUUUACGAUUUUUGUUGCAAGUUAUUGCAAAAUAAGUGAGUGAAAGUGUAUUACGCAACGAACGAUAAGGAUGAGUCGGAUCCUGGACCUCGGCGUAAUCUCGUUGUCCAUGUCGCUCUCCUUCCUCCUCGCGCGAUUCGUAACGAUAAGCUUCGGCUUUGUUCUCAUCUCGUUUGCAGCCUCCACGAAGCAUUACGAGGUGGGGAACGUGUACAGUUAUGACUACGUCGUUAAACUGGAGAUGAACGAGCCGGCCGGUUUAUCCGAUGACCAGGCACCUCCUCCAGGGUCAACCGUGGGGUAUAAAAUUAUCACCAAGGUGGAAGUCAAGCCGGUCUGGCAGAGUGAGACGGGAGGCUCAAUUUUGGAAAUUUUGCUUGUCAAACCCCACCUUCAAAUCAAAUCGGCUCGAUCUCCAGAACCAGAAGGGUUCCGAGAUCACAGCUCAAAUCUUGACCACGCCAAAAUCCACCCGUUCUUCAUCCACUGGAAGGAUGGCCAAGUGCAAGAAACUUUUUCCGUGAAAAGUGAUGACGUUUCGUUAGUCAACGUCAAAAAAGGGAUCGCCAAUAUUCUCCAAAUCAGCGCCACGGAUGAGAAGGAACGCACAGAGACAACUCCGGCGGGGAAAUGUUUCAUAAAAUACGACAUUACGGACGCUUUCCACUUGACAAAGACGAUCAAAAAGGGAUCAAAGUGUGACACGACGGGCCUAGAUUACGCUUUCCGAACGAAUAACAAUCCUGUCCUGGGGUCAGAAUUGGAAUCGGAGGUGUUUUCCAAAGUGACCAUGUCGAGAGAUUCUGGCGUCGUAGAGGACGUUCAAGUCUCGGAAAUGCAUGUUGUAAGAGUUACGGCGAAGAAGGAGGUUGGUGCUACGAUACAUGGGUCGCAAACAUUUAAACUGAGUGAUACAAGCACAAGUUCCAAUACUUUUAAGGGGUCGAGUGUCGACGCUGUUGUAAAAGCGAUAGAAAAAUUGACGGGACUCAAUUUGGUGCGGGACAGCCUAUCUCCAAAAUGGGAGAAAUCACCAUAUUGCGAAUCUGCGACAUGCAAAACGACAUCGACUUUGAGUCAAUCAUUAGCACCGGAAAAUAUGGCCACGACCAAAAUGGCGUCCGCAUUUCUUCAAAUGGUUUCUAAAUUUAGGGAAGCAAAGGCUCAAGAAAUUCAGCAACUCUUAAAACCAAAGUCUUCAAUUUUUCCCCAAAUCCUUGACGUUUGUGCCGCAGCAGGGACAUUUGAGACGCAUCAGGCCGUAAUGAAAACGCUAAACUUUCACUUGGAGGAUGACAUCACAUUGCCCGAAAGAUAUCUUUUGGGCCUUGCACUUUCUCCAUCCCCACCACCCGAAGUUCUUCAGGACUUAUUCAAACUCACCAAGAGAUCCGUCCCCUCUGAAAAAUUACAGGAAUCUCUCAUUCUCACCACGGCCGCGAUAGCGCACACAAUUUCUGAAAAGAACCGGAUAACUCGUCUCCCACAAAGUCGCCUCUUUCUCGAAAUUGAGGAAUAUCUUGUCAACGCACUGUCCUCAUGCGAUGGGGAAACUGCCUCCCAGUGCAGCCAACUAUAUCUCAGAUCACUAAAAAAUUUAAAAUCCAAGUCCACUGUCCCAACCUUAUUCGACGUUUUGACCACGAACGACCAGAAAUCCGCCAUUGUCGCCAUGAAAUCACUCCACGCCAUGCCAGAUUCUUACAUCGACCCAAAGUAUAGACCACUCCUUAUCAAGAUUGUGCUCCAACUUGGGAAAAAAUACGACUCUUCUGUCCGAACGUUAGCCCUCGACCUGAUUUUACGCAACCAUCUCACAAAACUCGAACUCCGAGAGGUUGUCAGCUUCCUCCUGGACAAAGUAUCCGACAAACAACACGCCGAAGUUGCCACCUUCAUGUGGAACAGAGUGGCCGAGUUUGCCGAGAUGAAUCCCUCCUUAGGAAUUUAUUUCUCUGAAGCAAUUAAGGAACUCAACCUCCAAACGUAUCAUCAUUUAUCGCCGCGUGGACUGUCGACCGCCUUCAAUCGCUACUUUACUUCAACGAGGAGUGGAAAUAGCAGCUUUUCUAAUGCGAUUGAAAUGUCGGGGAAAAUUUUGAAGCGUAGUUUGUUCGACGUUUUUGUCCGUAGUGAGAACAAUGCAGUGCAACUCUUAUCGCUCGGAAUAUUUGCUGAUGGACUUGCCUCCUUCGCCAGCGAUGAUAAUGAACCCCUAUCUCCCGAGGAGGAGGAAGUCGACGCCACGGCGGGGAUGGAGUUGACCUUGAUGGAAGUGCAGACUCGGCCCUUAGUAUUUUUCGUAGGCAAAGGAGAACUAAUGGGGCUCGUCUGGUCGGGGGCAGGGUCCGAGCGGACCUCUGCGAUUCAGGGCAACGUUCUGCUACAAGACGACAAAAAAGUUAUUCCACUCUUUAACGGACUUGUAGCAGAGGUUAACAUUCUCGGUGGCUUAUCGUUCGACUUGGCUGGCCAAGUACAAAUUUCCCUGUGGCAUCGGACUGCUAACUCGCUGGUGGAAAACAAGGCAGGAUUAGUGCUUCAAAGUGUUGUUCGUGCCGACACCUCCUUCGUCAAAAGUAGGGUCGAUUACACAAUUGCGACCGAAGCCGCAUUACACUUUACAUCCGAUAUCAACUUUUACCAAGGCGUUAUCAUGUGCUUGAAAUUGACCCAGCCAGAGUUUAAGAUUAGACAAAAUAUUCAUAAGACUGAAAGAAUACCAGGAAGCAAGCACAAGUUGAGGAAAGCGAAAUACAAAACGAUCCCCGUCCCCGGAUUGACUUAUGCCCUCAACAAGAAAAAUUCCGAACUUUGCGGCGUAAUGUACAAGGACAAGGAGGAAUUGUGAAUAAUUUUUUUGGGAAAAUAAUGCCGACAUAAUUAACAAAACAUGCACUGAAAAUGAAGGAAAUGCAGAUUUUAAUAUGGAUGCGUGUCUUUGAUCGUACAAUAAUGUGAUAUCUAAUGAUAAGUAAAAUAUAGAUUUAUGUAAUAAUUUAUUACUCCUUCAAAGUCAGGAAGGAAUAUUAUGUAUGCAGCUCAAUACUUCAUCUUAUGUUGUUUUAAAGCGAAAAAUAAAUGCAAAUACCAAUUUUACGAAA
Molecule: messenger RNA, 3959 nt
Organism: Folsomia candida
Lineage: Eukaryota; Metazoa; Arthropoda; Collembola; Entomobryomorpha; Isotomidae
Gene: Mtp
Product: microsomal triglyceride transfer protein large subunit
Exons: 12
Coding region: 926-3706 (926 amino acids)
Biological process (GO): lipid transport; lipoprotein metabolic process
Cellular component (GO): Golgi apparatus; endoplasmic reticulum; basolateral plasma membrane
Molecular function (GO): lipid binding
Source: RefSeq, a predicted model, not a curated record